Nematolebias whitei (Rio pearlfish) is the source of this 1311-nucleotide messenger RNA. RefSeq names its product intraflagellar transport 57 homolog (Chlamydomonas) (gene ift57). The record is from RefSeq and is a predicted model, not a curated record. NCBI's taxonomy places the organism in Eukaryota, Metazoa, Chordata, Actinopteri, Cyprinodontiformes, Rivulidae. Bases 1 to 1242 code for a protein of 413 amino acids. The transcript has 11 exons. Gene Ontology annotation, biological process: non-motile cilium assembly; intraciliary transport. Gene Ontology annotation, cellular component: centrosome; intraciliary transport particle B; cilium.
AUGUCGGAGGAGGCUCGACGCGGAGAGGAGGAUGACCGCGGGCCCGGUUCGGUCCAUCAGGUGUUCGUGGUGAUGGAGAACCUCCUGGAGAAGUUAAAGGUUCUGAACUACGAGGAGGUUCUGUCCAAACACAACAUGAAGAACCUCUCCAGACAUUACUUUGUCUCCAGUCCGUUCCUUGUGUCCAAUCCUGGCGAGCAGUUCUACAUGUUCACCAUCAUCGCGGCGUGGCUCAUCAACGCGGCGGGGAGGCCGUUCGCCGAGCCGCAGGAGUACGACGAGCCCAACGCCACCGUGUCCAACAUCCUGGCAGAGCUCAGGGCCAUCGGAGCGAAGGUGGACUUCCCUCCUUCCAAACUGAAGUCGGGUUCAGGCGAACACGUCUGCUUCGUGUUGGACCGUCUGGCUGAAGAAGCUCUGAAGAGGAGAGGUUUCACCUUCAGAAGGCCCAGGUACCCAACAGAAAACACAGAAGAGGAGUCGGUGAUGGAGGACGACGCCGAGCUCACACUCCACAAAGUAGAGCAGGAGAUAAUCGAGGAAGCUGAUGAUGAGGAGGAGACCGUGAUGGACCUGGAGGCGCUGAAGUUACGGACCGCUCACUCCGAACCAGAACCGUCGUCCAAACCCGAAGACAUUCUGGAGUCCAAGGUGGACGCCGCCGAGUGGAACCUGGAGAUGGAGCGGGUUCUGCCUCAGCUCAAAGUCACCAUCCGGACCGACAACAAGGACUGGAGGAUCCACCUGGACCAGAUGCAUCAGCACCGAGACGGGAUCAAGUCAUCGCUCACAGACACCAAGAGCUACCUGGACAAGCUGCAGGACGACGUCGGGAAGACUCUGGAGAAGGUGAGCAGCCGAGAGAAGUACAUCAACAACCAGCUGGAACAUCUGAUCCAGGAGUACCGCAGCGCUCAGGCCAAGCUCAGCGAGGCCAAAGAACGGUACCAGCAGGCGAGCGGAGGAGUGAUGGAGAGAACCAGAGCCCUGGCUGAGGUCAGCGAGGAGCUGGAGAAGGUGAAGCAGGAGAUGGAGGAGAAGGGCAGCAGCAUGUCUGAUGGAGCUCCGGUGGUGAAAGUUAAGCAGAGCCUGACGAAGCUGAAGCAGGAGAUCGUUCAGAUGGACGUGAGGAUUGGCGUGGUCCAGCACACGCUGCUGCAGGCCAAACUCAAAGAGAAGUCCAACAUGACCCGAGAAAUGCACGCCGCCAGCAUCCUGGAGGCCGCCGGCGCCUUCGGCUAGUGUCCACACGCGCUUCUGGACUUUGAACUGGACCUGACUGAGUACAUAACAAAAAGUUUAAACCGUUCU